UUCGAUCAAAAUAAAUAAAAAAAAUAAAACAAAAAUAAAACAAGGAUAACUUUUCGCCAAAACAAGUAGAAUUUUCAUUGUUUUGUAACAUUUCGCGUGGAAAAGCUGUAAAAGGCUACGAAUAGUAUCCUCAAUCAACAAAAUGACUCCAGAUCUGAACCUUGACGAUGAAAAGUCAGCCCAGCAACAUUAUUCGGCCCACAAUCCGAUCGAGCAGUACGUUCUUCUGUCGAAAAGUGCCAAGGGGGCAGCUUGUCUUGAACUUAUCAAACAGGUUCUUGAGGCUCCGGGAGUGUACGUUUUUGGGGAACUGCUCGCAAUGCCCAAUAUUGCGGAGCUUCAAAAUGGCCCAAAUGGCAGUUAUUUCAGUACGCUGAAUCUUUUUGCGUAUGGCACCUACCGGCAGUACCUGGAGAACCAAUCGCAACUGAUUCAGCUGACUCCGGUGAUGCGCAAGAAACUGCAACAUUUGACAAUCGUCUCGCUGGCCAUCAAGACAAAGUGUAUUCCCUACAAAGAACUGUUGGAAGAAUUGGACAUAAAACACGUCCGCGAUCUGGAGGAUAUGAUUAUUGAGGCAAUCUACGGGGACAUCAUCCACGGAAAGCUGGACCAGAAGAAGCAACAGCUAGAAGUAGAUUAUGCCAUCGGGCGGGAUAUCCGAAAGGGGAAUGUUAGUGAAUUGGGCAACUUCCUGGAAGAAUGGUGCGACUCGUGUGAGACGAUUCUGGCCUGCCUGGAGAAUCAAAUCCACCGGGCCAACUCGGAAAAACAGAAGCGGCUCAAGCACAAGGAAGCUAUGGAUAUGGAGAUAACUAACCUCAGGAAGUUGAUCAAGGUUCAGGCGGGAAACGAUUCGGAUGAAGCCAUGGCCACCGAUUCGGGCCGUGAGAUGUCGGUAGGACAUCCGGAUCCACGCAAGAAGUCGACCAAGUCGAAAAGCCUAAAAGUGAGCGGUGCGGCCAAAAUGCUCUCGAGACAGAUGCCCUAGGGAAGAGAAUGAUCUCAAUUGCGUGUUGUACUCCUUUUAUUAUUCCUGAACAAAAUUGCCUUUCGUUGCGAACCCCGGUACAUUUCGUUUUGUUCUAAACUUGCUGUAAUAAAAUCGAAUUAACUACCUUUCUUCGGUUA
Molecule: messenger RNA, 1131 nt
Organism: Armigeres subalbatus
Lineage: Eukaryota; Metazoa; Arthropoda; Insecta; Diptera; Culicidae
Gene: CSN7
Product: COP9 signalosome complex subunit 7
Exons: 4
Coding region: 143-991 (282 amino acids)
Biological process (GO): COP9 signalosome assembly
Cellular component (GO): COP9 signalosome
Source: RefSeq, a predicted model, not a curated record